AUGUCGCCCUCCGAGUCGAGAAGAAGUGUUUGUACAAGAGGUCAUAGUGGGUAUUAUGAAAGAGAUGCAAGGACCUGGGAUACCCCAUUUCGCGAGGCCCCAAUUCCCGAGGAUGUCAAAAUAUCGCUGGCCGUCAGACUGAAGCAGCCGAGAUCUGAUACCGUCAUUGGGGGCAUAGAGGACGACAACGAAGGCGACAACGAAGGCGACAACGGCAGCGGCAGCGGCAGCGACAGCGGCAGCAAUGGUACUGAACCCGAGGACGACCAACCCACCACUACGGCUGCGGCGGACGACGAGAUGGAAGACGUCAACCGCUUUGAACCGCUGUAUUCCCCUGACGAAAGCCCAGCGACGGAGCAACCGGCAGACUUUCCUGUCAAUUCCGACAAGCUGGAGGCUUGGUACGACAACAACGACUGGCUCGAGAGCGACGGGGUCGCGGAGGACGACCCGCGGGUCAAACGGGGCAACUACACGAGCCACGCUCUGGUCCUCUGUGUUGAUCGAGGCGACGGCAGCCCGGCGGGCAACGUCGCCUCAGAGCUGCAUGAACAGUUCCUGGACGCGUGGCAAGGACGGGGCCGGUCGGAACGCCUAAUCACGAAAAUUUUCUACAAUGUACCUCUCGUGAGUGGGGCCAUAGUUCAGGCCAAGGGCGACCACGGUGAUGUCGAGUCUUGCCGGCUGGACUGGGGGAGUGUGAAGCAGCCGCACGUAAUCCAGGCGCUGCACAUGGCUGGAGAGAUAAUGGAGGAGUUCCGCGGGGUCUUGUCAGACCGGCGCGUGAUAGUGACGGCAAGCAAUUGGCCGGAGUUGCCGGUGGACUUGCCGCUGGCGAUCCGGGUGCUGGAGGAGCAGGGAAUUCUGGUGCGAAUCAUAUUCGUGCCACACACGCUGGAACACGAGGCGCCCUUACUGUACUUUGACUCGGCGCGCGCGCUGCUCGGCUGGAACUUUCUCAGGGUGCGAGUACUGCCGCCCGACCUCAACGCCUACUGCUGGCCCCACGCCAUCGGCUGCAUUCUCUUCGGCUCGCAGCCGUGCCAGCUGAUGCAGGAUGAAAUUGCUGCUUCCAUUUACUCUUUCGUUAAACAGAAGCGGCGAGACAGAAGCGACCUUGCAAUCGAAAAUGCUGGAGGACAUCAGCUUAUAGAGUCUGGCAACAACAAGCGGAGGAAGAUGGCAUAA
This is a messenger RNA of Lasiosphaeria miniovina, 1191 nucleotides long. RefSeq lists its product as uncharacterized. The transcript has a single exon. The record is from RefSeq and is a predicted model, not a curated record. NCBI's taxonomy places the organism in Eukaryota, Fungi, Ascomycota, Sordariomycetes, Sordariales, Lasiosphaeriaceae. Bases 1 to 1191 code for a protein of 396 amino acids.